Molecule: messenger RNA, 1191 nt
Organism: Lates calcarifer (barramundi perch)
Lineage: Eukaryota; Metazoa; Chordata; Actinopteri; Centropomidae
Product: telethonin
Exons: 2
Coding region: 212-706 (164 amino acids)
Biological process (GO): skeletal muscle myosin thick filament assembly; skeletal muscle contraction; detection of muscle stretch
Cellular component (GO): Z disc
Molecular function (GO): titin binding; structural constituent of muscle; titin Z domain binding
Source: RefSeq, a predicted model, not a curated record
UUAAGACACACACACACACACACACACACACACACACAUCUCAGACCACUUGAUACACAGAGACACACACAUUGAUGAUGACACAUGAUUUGAUAGCUCGUUGCGUUGUUUUCCCAUGAGUUUUAUUCAAGUCCAGUAGGUAAAAAAGGUGGUUUCUCUUGGCACAAGCAGACAAUUAUACUGACGUUCACGCUCUUGAUAGAACGACACCAUGCACUGUGUGAGCAGAGGAGGCUGUUACCUGGUGAACUCCUGCUGUGACCUUCACGAGGACAACCAGUGGAAGAAAGAGAGCUACCAAGCAUGUUGGCUGAGCCUGGUCAUUGAAACAAGACCACAAUACAAGCUGACGCUGUCAGAGACAGACAGCAUUCGAAGAGAGAGUUACAAGCAGCAACAGGUGGUCCACUUCAUGGUGGAGAGGAGUCCCAGCCAGACACUGAGGCUGGGCAGUCACAAUGGAGCGAUGAAAGAGCACCACCUACCCUUCUUCAAUACCAGCAGGUACCCGUAUCACGCCAGAUCUGCCUUUGGGUGCGCAGAAACGCAGCCAGCCACUCCAGAGAGGGUGAAUGAUGGAGUGGAUGACCAGGAAGUGACUUCCAUAACUCAGGAUCUUGGAAAGCCAAUCAGAGUGAACUUCAGAGCUUCCAGCCUGAUGUCCUCACCGAGGGAAAUCUCUCACCGAGUGCAGAGGAGGGAGUGAGGGAGAGGAGGAGUUAUCUAAAAUUACAAUACAGAAAAUACAACACAGCCUUCGUUCCUGUUAUUUACAUACCAGUAUGUGUAAGGUAAAAUCUGCGUAUAAAUUGUAUGAACUAUCUAAACUGUGACUUUGAAAAAAUGUUAGCUCCUGAUGAAAUGAGCCUCGUAAAUAUUGUACAUAUCACAUCUACCAAGUAACUUAUAUUUUGGUAUCAUCCAAACAAGAGUCUUAGAUGGAGUAAAAACUGCAAGAAGUUUAAUAAUAUUCUGUACUGUAGAUAUGAACACAUUCUGAAGCUGGUUAUUUUUACUAUAUGCUAUGCUUCAGGAAGAUGUAUUGUCAUUGUCAGUGAUGGCUAAAAAGCUUCAUAAAAUGUGUCUGGAACUUAAUUUUGCAUUGAGUUUUAUGUCAUAUUAAAGUUGCUAAAAUUGUCCUAUUGGGGAAAAUAUAAUAAACAACUCUACCUAGAUGUAUUUUGUUUGUAA